AUGUUACUGCUGAAGCGGCUGCUGCAGCUUAUAAGAGCAUGCCUUCGCUGUGGUGUUGCUUUUACAUUGGAGGAAAGCAAAUGGCGCAUCACUGCGAUCGCGUACCUGCCACUACAUGCUGUAUUGGCGGUGUUUCCUUUUACGGCAUUUGCCGGCAAUGUGCGUAAAUACGCGCGAGCUGUGAAGCGACAGAGCGAGCGGUUGCGUCGAAACCAAAAUCUGUGCUCACACGCCAACACGAAUGGGAUGGGCGAGGAGCCUGAUGGCUCACGUUGCGCAGUGACCUGGGCCCGUCAGCUCAUGGCGACCAGCAAACGGCUGUUUGAGUAUGCGCAGAAGUGUCUCUCUGACCAAGACAAGGGCGUGGCGUUUUGGCAACUUCUCGGUCUGCAGUGUCCAGCGGUGGAUGAGUUGACCACUCUGGUGAAGGCGCUGAGUCCACCUCAAUGCCCCGACCCCAUCCGUCACCUGUGUCUCGUGCACAAACACGUUCAGGCGCAAUCCACGCUCGGUCACCUGAUCCGUGACUUGUGUUCGCGUCGUUGUGCCCAGCUGCGUGACUACAAGGCUCGUGUGAUUGUGCUCAGGAGGUUGGGGUACCUGAAGUGGAGGAUCGGGGGACCUGCGCAGCUAACACGCAAAGGCCUGGCAGCUCUAGAAAUCGACCAAAGAGAGGUGCUGUUGUGCGAGGCACUCUGCCAUGGAUUGCUAAAUCACCGAACACCCGCCGAAGCAGCCGCCGUGCUCUCCUGCUUCGUUUGCGACAGCCAAUGUGAAAGGAGCAGGCCAUUUGUUUCUGGUCGGUUGCAGUCGGUCGUAGCGCGGAUGCUGGACCUGGCGAGUGAGCUGAAAUAUUCCUCGGCAUGGACAGGCGUGGAUAAUAGUGACAUCGACUUUCAUGUGAAUCCAGGGCUUGUAGAAGCCACUUAUGCCUGGGCACGUGGUGAAGCGUUGUCAGUCGUGGCAGACAAAUCUGGUGCCGACGAAGGCCAUCUGCUCAGAGCCUUCAAACGCCUAGGUGAGGUCCUGCAACAGGCUCGAAAGGCAUGUCAUCACCUCGGUUACCAGACCCUUGAGACACUGAUGCUUGAUGCUCAUGUGGCUAUAAACCGAGGUGCGUUGACCAUUAUGAGCAUGUCUGGGCCUCCCCCUCCCCCCUCUGCCAACACCAUUGCUGCCGUCGCCUCCGCCGACAUCGCCAACAUUGACUUCAUGUGCUUUUAUGCCUUGUGCGCAUGA
Molecule: messenger RNA, 1239 nt
Organism: Mesocestoides corti
Lineage: Eukaryota; Metazoa; Platyhelminthes; Cestoda; Cyclophyllidea; Mesocestoididae
Source: the annotation of a GenBank genome assembly